Messenger RNA from Syngnathus acus (greater pipefish), 2086 nucleotides. RefSeq names its product immunoglobulin-like domain-containing receptor 2. Gene Ontology annotation, cellular component: membrane. The record is from RefSeq and is a predicted model, not a curated record. NCBI's taxonomy places the organism in Eukaryota, Metazoa, Chordata, Actinopteri, Syngnathiformes, Syngnathidae. The transcript has 9 exons. The coding region runs from base 53 to 1807 and encodes 584 amino acids. Gene Ontology annotation, biological process: pancreas development.
CCUUCGCUCAAUAGCAGCUGGUCGACGACCGAACGGAUGGACAUGCGAAUAAAUGCUUGCUCCUGACCGACAAACGGACCUGAUGAUGAAUUCCAAUCGCUUGGCUGUUUUCGUAGGAGCUUUGGUGUACCUGUGUGAUGGCAUGCACGUCAUGGUGCCGGAGAAGCAGCAGUACGCCAUGCUCUUCCAGUCGGUGGUCCUCCCUUGUCACUACCAGACGUCCUCCAAUCAGGCGCCGGUGGUGCAGUGGUGGUACAAGUCCUACUGCCACGAUCGUACCGGCGACUCCUUCAACCUGCCUCAGCGUCUGCUGAGUGCGCAGCAGGCUGACAAGUCCCACCUGGACUGCGCCGACCGGGGUCGCACGGUUCGGGUGGUGGCUUCAGCGCAAGGAUCGAGCAUGACGCUGGCUGAGCACUACAUGAACAGAGACAUCACCAUCAUAAACAAAGCAGACCUGCGUAUCGGGCAGGUCCAGUGGGGUGACAGCGGAGUGUAUUUCUGCAAAGUUGUCGUCUCCGACGACCUGGAAGGCACGGACGAGGCCCAGCUGGAGUUACUGGUGCUAGGCAGGACAUCUGAGCAGGCCGAUAUCCUACCUGAGUUUGAUGUGGAGAUUAUGCCAGAGUGGGCAUUUGUAGGCUGCGUGGCUCUGGGCAGCAUCUUGUUCCUGCUGCUGAUGGGUAUCUGCUGGUGCCAGUGUUGCCCACACUCCUGCUGCUGCUACGUGAGGUGCUGCUGCUGCCCCGACACCUGCUGCUGCCCUCGACACUUAUACGAGGCCGGGAAGAAGGCAAAGAGCGCGCCAGCCGCCCAAAUGCCAAUGUAUCCCUACUACAUUCCUGGUGUUCCCACCGUGGUGCCUCUUGCUCCACCGUCACACGUGGAGCCAAAGCUCACCACUAUUGCCUCUAUCCCCUCCAUGACUUCUAUACCUACUGUGGAAAAUAACCUAGCUGGAACCAACAGCCUGUCCGAACUCAGCUCUCUCCAUGAGGGAGGGAAUGCAGAUUUCAGACACACCUACCACACCGUCCAAGUGAAGGCGCUGCCACCCAUCGCCGACGCCGACGAUGAAUCGUCACUCAGAGCGCCUCCACGCGCAAAGAACCGAAGACACAGGCGGGAACGAGACAACUACUCUGACGAUGAACUGGACAGGAGAUGGAACGCUCGCUCAGAGCACCUCCAGAGGAAGCCUUUGAGCAGAAGGGGACGCACUGCCUCACUGGACGAGCUGGAGGAUUUUGCACGCUCUUACGAUUCCCGUAGCCGUCGGGCCGAGCCCCUUGUUGUUCGGGAUUGCAGCCCUCCUCCGAGAUGUCGCUAUAGAAAUGAAGAUGACAGCUGGGAUCGUGGCAGCCCUUUGCCACAGACGAGAAGAGGCACAUGGGAUGGUGAACUCACAUCCCGGACACCCUGUUACAGGGACUAUGAUGGCACUUUCCUCGCUCACGUGAUGGAGAGGAAAGCGAGAGGUGACAGAGGUGACGCACGACCGGAUGAGGACAGUGACACUCCCUCCAAAGGCAGCUCCAGAGGCAAGGGCGGCAACAGCUACUACAGCCGCUCACCUAGCAACCGUCCCGAAGAGGAUGACCCUCUGCCUCCGUACUCUGAGUGCGAGGCGGAGCGCUGGUACCGUACCAGAGAAUCUGUGAGAACCGAGCGAUGUGACACCGCACAGCCUGCCAUGAGGUCUUUCUCGCACGUGCGGUCGCAGCAGGGGAUGUCCCUACCACCUCAGGAGAAAGACAGACGACACAAUCUGAGCACAACAUUGAGCAGGAACACUCUCAUAGUGUGACAAUAGCCUCGAACCCGCCCUGUUGGAUCUAACUCCGCCCUUUCCACCAUACAGUAUGCGCCAGAUUAUUGACUUGAUAGACUGGAAGGACCUUGCCAAUGCUUCAUCUUUGGAUGCUAGAGUUUGACUAUUACUCCAAUGCAACUCAGGUUCAAUUUGUAUUUGUGUGUUGUAAUUAAUGUAUUGAUGCAUAUUUUUUGUAAACACUGAAACUUGCAAUUGUUCUGCAGAAUUUAUUUGCACUCUUCAAAUAAAAGUAUGAAACGCCAGCAUGUUUUU